UCCCAUCGCCAGCGACCGGCGUCUUCCGAGGCAUGCUGGACCGCGACGGCGACGAGGUCGCGCGUGCGACGACGCUAGUUCGGUACGCACCCAACUCGACGUUUCCGCCGCACACGCACGCUGCGGGCGAAGAGUUCCUCGUGCUCCAAGGGACCUUUCGCGACGACGUUGGCGUCUACCCAGCCGGCACGUAUGUCCGCAACGCCAUCGGUUCGGUGCACGCGCCGUCCAUCGGGCCCGACGGCUGUCUCAUCCUCGUCAAGCUGCGCUGGAUGGCGCCCGAGGACACUCACGCGGUCGUUGACACACUACACGAGACACCCGAGUGGACGACAACCGACGGCGGUGGCCGGUAUCUGCGCUUGUACGCGAGUCCGGCCACGUCCGAGAAGGCGUGGAUGCUGCACUUGCCGCCAGGUGUCACAUAUCAGUUUAAGGGGAACUCCGGCGGUCACGAAUUCUUCAUUGUCGACGGCAGUGUCGAGAUGACGGCUGACGCUGCGACGUCAGGCGAGUAUGGUCACUACGACUGGAUCCGUCUGCCGCCGCAAACCGCAGAAAACGUCGUCGUUGUGCGCAACCCGAGCCCAACAGCGAUGGCCCGGCUCUUUGUCAAGACAGACCACCUUGCACGAUUUCUCGAUAGUUCGACGCCGGCGUAA
Saprolegnia parasitica CBS 223.65 is the source of this 662-nucleotide messenger RNA. RefSeq lists its product as hypothetical. The record is from RefSeq and is a predicted model, not a curated record. The coding region runs from base 33 to 662 and encodes 209 amino acids. Lineage: Eukaryota; Oomycota; Saprolegniomycetes; Saprolegniales; Saprolegniaceae. The transcript has a single exon.